This is a messenger RNA of Suillus paluster, 1074 nucleotides long. RefSeq lists its product as uncharacterized. The record is from RefSeq and is a predicted model, not a curated record. Lineage: Eukaryota; Fungi; Basidiomycota; Agaricomycetes; Boletales; Suillaceae. The coding region runs from base 1 to 1008 and encodes 335 amino acids. The transcript is spliced from 7 exons.
AUGGCUUCAACAGGCAUUUCGCUGGAUGCUGCUGUUGUGGCUUCCACAGUACUGGAAGGCAUUUUAUAUGGUUUUUCGGUCCUCAUGUUUAUGGGUACCAUCUGGGCAUCGAUCCACAAACAUGGCAUACGGGCUGUUAAUCGUCCGAUCACUGUGGUGGCAAUCCUGCUGUUGAUACUGAGUACCGCGCACAUGGUCGUGGACAUCAUUCGUCUCGAAGAUGGACUGGUGAAGUAUCGUGACACGUUCCCUGGCGGAUCGGUGGCAUUCUUCGAAGACAUUAAUCAAAAAACAUAUGUGAUUAAGUAUAUGAUAUACGCCUUGCAAACUCUGCUUGGCGAUGGGGUGGUGAUUUAUCGCUGUUAUGUCGUUUGGCGAUCAGUCUGGGUCAUCAUCCUACCGAGCAUGCUGUGGUGCGGCGUCGCAGUGACUGGUUUAACUGCGGUCUCCCUCUCUUUGCGGGCGACUGGCGACGGGAACAUCUACACCAAUCAGGCCGGACAAUGGAUCACGCCGUUCUUUUCCUUGACAAUUUCAACUAAUUUGAUAGGUUCAGGAUUACUGGCAUAUCGUAUCUGGACGAUCGAACGCAACGUCUCUGCAAUUCGCACUACGAAAGGCACUAUGAUGCCUAUAGUCCGCGUACUUGUGGAUGCCGCUCUAAUUUACUCUGCGACGCUCAUUUCCACCCUAAUCUGUUUCAUCAACUCAAGCAAUGGACAGUAUAUUUUGCUAGACAUGAUCAUGCCCAUCAUCUCGAUUGCCUUCUACAUGGUACUUAUUCGCCUCGCCAUCAGGAGCACCCACAAUCGCACUCUGAUUGCCAGCGGUGUCACAGUCAGUGAACCCAAAAGAGGAACCCAAUAUUCUAUGAAGCCUUUGCAAAUCCAUAUAUCCCAAUUCACGCACAGUGAUGACGGUACUUCGGAAUCGUAUGGAGUAGCGAAUCGGGACAGAACAUUGACACACAAGCCAGAGACUGUGGAAGAAGCAUUUUGUAACGUAUAGUCAGCCUAAGAAAGUAAAAUGUAGCAGCUCUAGUCAAGUACCAGCUCGAUUCUAAUUUAAUUUCAU